Ahaetulla prasina is the source of this 6895-nucleotide messenger RNA. RefSeq names its product La ribonucleoprotein 1, translational regulator (gene LARP1). The coding region runs from base 211 to 3504 and encodes 1097 amino acids. Gene Ontology annotation, cellular component: cytosol; cytoplasmic stress granule. Lineage: Eukaryota; Metazoa; Chordata; Lepidosauria; Squamata; Colubridae. Gene Ontology annotation, molecular function: RNA cap binding. The record is from RefSeq and is a predicted model, not a curated record. Gene Ontology annotation, biological process: mRNA stabilization; positive regulation of translation. The transcript has 19 exons.
GGGGGGAGGAAGCCGGCGGCUCGACCCCCCCUAGCUUUGGGUGCAGACUUUACCUGAGCAGAGAAUUUAGCGGAGGAAAAAAAAGGGGAGAACCGAGCUGGGCUCGGCGAGGCGGUUCUGGAAAGGGGGAGUCGGCAAAGUUUGGGGCGGGCGCGUGUUGUCCGGGAGUGCCUGGAGGCGGGCGAACGAGGAGGCUCUGCGGGGGUGCAGAUGGCUACCCAGGUGGAAGCUCUACUGCCCGCCAACCCGCUCCUGCCUGCCGAGGAACACGGGCUGGUUAUCAAGAAGCCUCAAGAGAAGGGCGAGCACCUCAUGCACCAAGGAGAGAAGGCCAACGCCGAUGAGGGCAAGGGGGGCGGCCCCGACAGCUGCAGCAAGGAAGAAGGCGGCGGCGGCGGCAACGUGGGAGACCAUCUGCGCCGAAACGGGGCCCUGCUGAAGCCCCCCAGCAUCAAACAGCAGAAGGAGGACAGCAACCAUCAGGAGAAGGAGAACCUGCUGCACCAAAGGAGCAGCAUAAUAGAGUCAAACCGGCUGCCCGGAGAAGCCAGCAGCAGCAGCAGCAGCGGCGGCGAGGAAGGCGGCGAGCAGGGAGGAGUUGGCCGCAAGGAAUUCAUCGAGGCCCCUCCACCCAAGGUGAACCCUUGGACUAAAAACGCCCCGGCGGCGUUAGUCACUCUCAACGGACAGUCCCCUCCAGAACAUUCAACUCCAGCCAAAGUGGUGAAAGCAGCAAACCUAAGGCAGAGGAAAGGAAGCAAGGUUGGUGACUUUGGGGAUGCCACAAAUUGGCCAACGCCAGGAGAAAUAGCUCACAAGAGUAUACAGCAGUUGUCACAAAAAUCCCAAUCUCUACGGAAACUUCAUAUUAAGAAAAAUAUGAGGGAGCAGGAGAAAGGGGAAGGAAGUGAUGGCAAGGAGAACAUGAAAACUCGAUCCGAUGAAUCAGGAGAAGAGAAAAAUGGAGAUGAUGACAACCAGAAAUUGGCUCAAAAGAAAAAAGGCAGUAGACACAAAUGGGUACCCCUGCAAAUAGAUAUGAAGUCUGAAGUGCCAAGGGAUAAAACCGCUUCUCGUAACAACAGACAGAAUGAGCAGCACCGGCAUCCUUCCAACAACCGAAGUGAAUCAAAAGGAUGGCAUUUAGAUAACAAGCAUGAACGGAAUUGGCCUGAUCAUGAUGAAACUUCUAGUGUUAAAAGUGAUGGGGCAACUGUUCGUGGUGCUUUCAGGGGCAGAGGACGUGGCCGGGGACGAGGGAGAGGGAGAGGAAGAGGAGGUACUCGCUCUCACUUUGAUUAUCAUUAUGGAUAUCGGAAAUUUGAUGCUUCUGAUGGCACACGUACACAGAAAUACACUAGUAAUAUCACUUAUUACUUUGAUAACAUCAGUAGCACUGAGCUGUACAGUGUUGACCAAGAACUGCUCAAAGACUACAUCAAACGACAGAUAGAAUACUACUUCAGUGUCGACAACUUGGAAAGAGACUUUUUCUUGAGGCGGAAAAUGGACACUGAAGGUUUCCUUCCCAUCACUCUCAUUGCCAGUUUCCAUCGGGUACAAGCCCUAACCACAGAUGUUGGCCUUAUUAUUAAGGCAUUAAAAGACAGCAAAGUGGUGGAGAUUGUGGACCAGAAAAUCAGGAGAAAAGAAGAACCAGAGAAAUGGCCUUUGCCUGGCCCUCCCAUGGCAGACUAUGCACAAACAGACUUCUCUCAGCUAAUUAACUGCCCAGAAUUUGUGCCCAGGCAGAACUUCCAAAAAGAGACAGAAUCUGCUCCUGGUUCUCCCCGCUCUGCUAGUCCCAUGCCAAGCAAGACAGAGGAAGUUACUAAUUUGAAGACAAUGCCUAAAGGUCUUUCUGCCAGCUUGCCUGACUUGGACUCAGAGGCAUGGAUUGAAGUGAAGAAGAGGCCUAGACCAUCUCCCAUCAGACCCAAGAAAACAGAAGAGUCUAGAACACCACUGAAGCAGAAGGAUCAGGAUGAGCCAGAGGAGUUGGACUUCCUUUUUGAUGAGGAAAUGGAACAGAUGGAUGGUCGUAAAAACACCUUCACUGAUUGGUCAGAUGAAGAUUCAGACUAUGAGAUUGAUGACAGGGACGUGAAUAAAAUUUUGAUUGUAACACAAACACCCCCCUAUCUACGCCGUCAUCCAGGGGGAGACAGAACAGGCAACCACACUUCCAGGGCAAAGAUGAGCUCAGAAUUGGCCAAAGUGAUCAAUGAUGGACUAUACUACUAUGAACAGGACCUAUGGACAGAACAGUUUGAACCAGAAUAUUCUCAGAUAAAGCAAGAAGUAGAAAACUUCAAGAAGGUGAAUAUGAUCAGCAGAGAGCAGUUUGACACACUUACCCCUGAGCCUCCUGUUGAUCCAAAUCAAGAAGUUCCCCCAGGACCACCCAGGUUCCAGCAAGUUCCAACUGAUGCUCUGGCAAAUAAACUCUUUGGUGUGCCUGAACCUUCAACCAUUGCCCGAUCUUUGCCAACAACUGUUCCAGAAUCCCCAAACUAUCGCAAUGCAAGAACUCCUCGGACCCCUCGUACACCUCAACUGAAAGACCCCACACAGACACCUCGGUUUUACCCAGUGGUUAAAGAAGGCAGAUUGAUAGACGCCAAGACACCCCGGAAAAGGAAAACACGGCACAGUUCAAAUCCCCCAAUGGAAUGUCAUGUUGGUUGGGUGAUGGAUUCUCGGGAGCAUAGACCUCGAACAGCAUCCAUCAGUUCCAGUCCUUCAGAAGGCACCCCAGCUAUCGGCAGCUAUGGCUGCACCCCACAGUCAUUGCCUAAGUUCCAGCAUCCUUCCCAUGAACUCCUGAAAGAAAAUGGCUUCACACAACAUGUCUACCACAAGUAUCGCCGGCGCUGCCUUAAUGAACGGAAACGACUGGGCAUUGGCCAGUCCCAAGAAAUGAAUACUCUCUUUAGAUUCUGGUCAUUUUUCCUUCGGGAUCACUUUAACAAGAAAAUGUAUGAGGAAUUUAAGCAACUGGCUCUGGAGGAUGCAAAGGAAGGGUACAGGUAUGGACUGGAGUGCCUGUUCAGAUAUUACAGUUACGGACUGGAGAAAAAAUUCCGGCCUGACAUAUUUAAAGAUUUCCAAGAAGAAACUAUAAAAGAUUUUGAGGCUGGCCAGCUUUAUGGGCUUGAAAAAUUUUGGGCCUUCUUAAAAUAUUCCAAAGCCAAAAACCUGGACAUUGACAGCAAAUUGCAAGAAUACCUCAGCAAAUUCCGCCGCCUUGAAGACUUCAGAGUUGAUCCUCCUAUAGGGGAAGAAGGUAGCCACAAGAGAUAUGCUGCAACCAUAGGAGUAGAUGGAAGGAAGCGAUACCCAUCUCAGUCUUCUAGCAAGGCUGUUGGCCAUACUCCAUCCAGUCAAAUGUCUGCCUCAUCCAGCCAAGUCCCCAACUCAUCAAGCCAGGAAGAUGCCAAAAGCCUGAGCCAGCCACAUGCAGUUUCCACAGCCACAGUGGAAACCCAAACAGUGGGGAAGUAGACAUAUUAGAACUACCAGUGGAAAAGGGGGCAGGGAGUUGGAAUGUCAAAGUCCAAGACCAGGCUGCUUUCGAGAGGUGGGGCUAAACAGUGCAUAUGAUUUUUCUUGUUGGCUGGAAAAACAAGAUGAUCCAAGUUGAAUGCAUCUUUUUCCUCGCUGUGAUUAAGUCAUUGAUUGGAGCCAGACCUUCACAUUUUCAUGUCUUAGCGCCUUUCAAGGGUUAGGUUGGGUUGGGAAAGGGGAGAUUUUUAUAAAUAUAAAUAUUAUAUAUAUAUUAUAUAUAUAUAUCAAGUUUUAAAUUAUUGAUAGAAGUUCGUUUGGAUAAACCAAAAUUACUCUGCAUCAUGCAGCCUCACAAUCCAGCUCCUUCUCCUCCCUCUGAACACUUAACAACUAUGCAGCCCACUUGGUAAGCUGGAAGUUUGGACCGAACAAUGUAGUGUUAUUUGGAGAACUAGCCUUUGGCUUUCCAAGUUCAGCAGGCAUCGCCCCUUCUGGAUAUAGCAAUGCACAAGAGGAGUCUCUGCUACUAUCACCACCACUUCUGUUGUGGCUCUCUCUAUGCUGCUCAUCUUUUCCAUCAGACACCUACGACUGGAAAUGAACCAAAGGACCCUGGCUGAAAGUGGGCCCACUUACAUUAGGCUUGCCCAGUUCUUUUGCGUGAUGGGUAGAACAUAAACUUGCACAGUGUCUCCCCUCGCAUAGGAAUGCUUAUAAGACUUGGCUAAAACAGCUUUCACUUAAAAAAAAAAACACAAAACACAAAAAACUUGUUUAAAAAAAAAUCUUGUUUCUUUUGCUUCCUUCCUUCAAAAUUAAUAAGUUGCCUUAUUGUGGAGUUGGGAACUUGUAGGCAUCCCUGACUUGAGCAUUUUGGGAAAUGGCAUCUCUUUGGGAAUCAGCCAGACUGUGAUAUAUUUGUUUCCUGUUCAGUGACUCUUGUCUGCAGUAGCUGAUGACUGUCUUCCCUUUAACCCAGCUGUGAUCCGCAUCAACUGGAACAAUAUUGUUGAGAUCUAGCUGAAUGUUGGUUCACGCCACACGAACAGCUUCUCUCCAGAGCAGGGGGAUACUGGGGCACUUCAGCCUGCAACUUCUGCUGUUGUGUAGUUGAUGCUGAUGUAUGUGUAUCAACUGUUUUAGUGUCCUUUCUGCUACAACUGCAUCUGCCAUUGCUUCACUUCGACUUCCAGGUGCACCGCCAUUUUUCUCUCUCCCACCAGGACAGGACAGGAUCUCAUUUGUUGUUUCAUGAAAACUUCCUAUUCCAGGAUAGGCAGGCAGUUGCACCAGGAAAAGGGUAAUACACAGAGUGAGGAUCUAAAGGCAUACAUCCUUGCUUUUCAUCCAUGUGGUUGAAGAAUGUAUGCACAGGAAAACAGCUUUAUCCUAAGCAAAGUAGGAUUUUUAUGUCCAAUCAUUUCUGAAUUCGAGGUAGCUUACUCGUGUUGAUUACUUGCACAGCCUUCUGUGUUUUUUCUAAUAAUAGCUAUGAUAAUCUGCCUCCCUUCCCUGGAACGACCAUGUAGCCAAGGAUGCUGCUGUUUUGACUGUUGGCUAGUUGCAACCAUCACACGUACAGACAAAAAAAAAAAAAUCACUUCAUGAAUUGGAACCACAUCUGCUAUGUCACACCACUUUAUACAAAGCACCAAGCUUACCUUGGCUGCUAUUGGGCUAACUGCUGGAACUUUCAGAGGCUAUUCGCAUGGCUGAAAUUAUGUAGAAAACAGCUGUCCUGAACUAUUGGUGUGAACAGCAGAGAAGGAAAUAGAUGCUAUAUCAUGUUUCUGACAACCUGGUUUGUUUCUCCCUGCAUUUUGUUAACUUUCCUAAUGUACUAUUGGUGUUCUGCAGAAAAAUCAGCAAGGGGAGGAAGGUCAAUAUGCCACUCCUGCUUACCAUAUAGCUCCAAAAGGGGAUAAAUGGUAAUAAAAGGGUGCAAUACUGUUUAUGUGAUCCUAUGUACUAUGGCUUAAGUUAAAACAGUCCUCUUCUUCCCCCUCCUCGGUAAAGCAUGUGCAGAGGGCCUUUCUGUAAUGCUGAGAAUUGAUAUCCUCCAUUCCUUGCACCUCAUACAUGUAGAAAAAAAGUAACACCUUUUCUGUGAAUUCUUCUGCCAGAACUGUCAGAUAUCUUGGCUAUUUCCACAUUUUAGAGUUCAUGUUUCAGGUGUAUCCUUGAUAUUAAUGUGCUGGAAAGUACUUUUGUGAGACAAUAACAGACCUUAAGUUCCUGCAGUUAGUCGUUUGGAGCAGAUAAGCGUUAAUUUAGUGUUUCAGGGAGUGUGAUAUUAGGGCGGUUCAUUGAUUUAUAACUUCUUGUGGAUGGUUUGGUACUAAAUACGUAGAUAACUAAGGAGAUGGGACUUUCUGCCUAGGGUUAGUGCUGCCUGAUGUUACUGUUUUUAGCUGUAUCAAGCUUGCUUUAAUGGGAAUUUGCCACAGAGUAUUCAUGAGUGAUAGUGCAAUGGCCACAUAAAGCACACCCUAUGGUUCUAGCAUGACUGAAUAGCAUCGGGGUAUUGCUUGCUUUCUUUGCUGUGUCACUUGUUAUAACAAACCUUCAUCUUGUCAUUAAGGCAUGAGAAAUGAAAAUGAGCAUUCCACUAUUUUCACCAGAUACAAUUAUAUUGUGAUAUUGCAGAGUAUGCUGCAUUAGGAGAACCGUGCUAAAAUGGAACUAACAGUUGGGAAUAUCGUGGCCAUUUCAUGAAUUGGCUGAAAGCCUUAUUAUCCCAGGAUUUAAAUUUGCAGUUAAGCAGAUGGACUGGAAUGCCUGUAUUUUCAUUAGGACUAUUGCAACUAUAAGAUAUGCUGCCAUGUAGUGUUCAUCAGUAAUUUUUGCCAUGCAAACCUUGUAAACCUAAGUAUAGUUGCAACAUGAAAUAAAACAUACCUUUGGGAACUAUGAGAUAGAAUCAAGUGCUUACGUGUAUCCAAAACCAAAUGGAUAUUUGUUCAAAAGCAAUUCUGGACAUUUAUUCUGGUUAACCCUGAAGAAUUGGGCUCUUCUGAAUGCGAACGCUGCUAUGUGUGGCUAUACAAACAUCACUUUUUGCAAAUUUAAGAUGAGCACUAAGGCAAUAGUAGAUUGUAGGAGAAGAAAAAUAACUAAUGAUUAAAAACCUGCGAUACCUGUAAGAGUGAAAGAACCUGUAAGGAUGCCACAUGAUUUUUAUCAAUCUGACAACAUUACAGGUUGGACUGUAUAAAUGUUUACUGGUUGAGAGAAGUUAUUUAUCGCUGAAAGAAGGUUUGGGAAGAUUUACUGAUGACAGGCACUUGCACCAGCUUAGACAGACAUCGGUAGAAUAUGUUGUAGUCAUGUAAUUAUAGGCUACCCAUAAGUCAGAAGGCAUCACAUCAAUCCUAUAAAUAGAAGAGAU